CAUGGGUGCGUCGGAAUCAGAGUGGUUGGAGAGCUCUUGCGGAUUCCAUAAAAACAACGGGGAUCACGUGGUUUAAACCUUGUACACUUGUACGGGAGUACAGCGCGAUCAAAGAAGACUAAAGAGGCGCUCGAAGCGCUAAAUGUCUCGAAGUGUAUGCGCGCGCAAGGCCUUUCAAGGGCCAAAGCAUUUCCUCUUCGGCAUCUUUCCUCCUGUGAUUCUGCGUCACCUCCUAUCGGUCGCUCGCCUGCUGAGGGAGUGAGGUUGAGGUCCUGAGGACUCGGAGGUGUAUUUCCGUCGCAGGGAUUAUCGAAAUCUUGAUACUGCAUUAUCCACGUGUUCAUUCCCGACUGCAACACGGGAUUGGACAGGUCCGGGACCGGCCGCCUGCAUUCACUGCGACUCACACUUCGCAUUGACAGUUCACCAUGUUGGACGGUAGUGCUGCAGUCAACCCCAAUGGUUCCUGGCUCAACAGUCGUGGCAUCUGGCUUACCUACUGCCUGGGCAUCCUGUUGCUGCAUUUGCUGAUACUCAGCUUCCCUUUCCUGAGCGUUGCCUGGAGCUGGAGUCUCACAAAUCUUACACACAAUGUGGCGAUGUUCUUCUUCCUCCAUACACUUAAGGGAGUUCCUUGGGAGUCAGCAGACCAGGGCAAGUCACGAUACCUCACACAGUGGGAGCAGAUUGAUGAUGAAAUGCAGUUCACAGCCACAAGGAAGUUCCUCACUGUGGUUCCUGUUUUCCUAUUUUUCCUCACAAGCUUCUACACCAAGUAUGACUCUGUCCACUUCGCCAUCAACUUUUGUUCCCUGAUGUUUGUGCUAAUUCCCAAGUUGCCGCAGUUCCACAAGGUUCGACUCUUUGGAAUCAACAAGUAUUAAAAGCAAGCAGGGAUAGGGUCAAGUUUCAGUUAUAGAAUAUUCCUAUGUAUUGCUUCCGCUUUCUUUUUUCCUUUUCUUUACUGUUAACAUUGCCAAGGAAGCAUUGGCCUACGUAUUACGUUUAUAAUAAAAGCUGUGGCUGUGUUUUGAGCUGCUACAGAAUCAAUGCAAUUAUGUUCAUAUUAUGCUUAGUAUGUUGUCAUUGCUAUUUUGUAAUGAAAUGAAAUCAGUCAUGUUCAUAGAUAUUAUUUUUAGAUAGGGAGCAGUUGCUAUUUUUUUGCAGUAGUGGAAUUUGCUCUUUCUUGUCACUGUUAUUUUAGCACUGUUUAGGGGAUGUGCAGUUGUUGUGGCUCAUGAUGAAAUCAAUUGCAAAUAUUGUGAUUGAUUAUGCAUAACUCCUCAUUAAAGUUGGAGUGCUCUAGUAUAUGUGAUACAAAGUGCCUUUUUUAUUUAAUAAACUCUGUCAUCACACAG
Molecule: messenger RNA, 1358 nt
Organism: Dermacentor albipictus
Lineage: Eukaryota; Metazoa; Arthropoda; Arachnida; Ixodida; Ixodidae
Gene: ORMDL
Product: Orosomucoid 1-like
Biological process (GO): intracellular sphingolipid homeostasis; ceramide metabolic process; sphingolipid biosynthetic process
Cellular component (GO): endoplasmic reticulum membrane
Source: RefSeq, a predicted model, not a curated record